Maylandia zebra (zebra mbuna) is the source of this 1047-nucleotide messenger RNA. The record is from RefSeq and is a predicted model, not a curated record. NCBI's taxonomy places the organism in Eukaryota, Metazoa, Chordata, Actinopteri, Cichliformes, Cichlidae.
UAUUGUUAUUAUUAUUAUUAUUGUUGUUGUUGUUGUUGUUGUUGUUGUUAUUAUAAAUUUAAAAUGUCCAUUUUACUGCUUUGACUUAUUUCAGCACCACAUUAAUAUGAACAGCAACAGACUCAAAGACAACAAUCACUGUCACUGGAAAUCUAUGUUUUGGGUUUUAAAACUGCAAACUUUUAGUAUUCAGUUGGAUUAAUUGAAUUAAUUUAUUAAAUAAAUGAAUAAAUAAACACUGCCUUGAGACUGGCUUACGGACUGGUCUUCAGAGCCACCAUCGCAAUUUUAUCUUGCGUUUAUCUCGAGCAGAACCUUGUGGUCAUAUCUCUGAGGUGGCCCGGGUGUGUCCAUUGCUUGUUUCAUGUAUAAAAGCCCCCGUAGUUUGAGCUGAUCAGGAAAAGCGAAAAACAAAACAAAAACAGGCAACAUGACAUCCCUUUCCGAAAAGGACAAGAACAUAGUCCAAACUUUCUGGGCUAAAGUGGCUGGCAGGGAGGAGGACAUCGGUUGUGAUGCUGUCUCCAGGUAAAUAUGCCUUAUGAUAUACAACCUAUGACCCCAACUGGACAGACCCUCUGCUGCAUUUUUUUACCUACUAUUUACUUAACCUACAUUUUACCUAUGCUGACAGUGUACCCCCAGACCAAGACUUACUUCUCCCACUGGAAGGACCUGAGUCCCGGUUCUGACCCGGUGAGGAAGCACGGAGCAACCGUGAUGGCUGCAGUUACUGAUGCUGUCAGCAAAAUUGAUGAUCUGAUCGGAGCUCUUCUGAGCCUCAGUGAGCUGCACGCCUUCACUCUGAGAGUGGACCCUGCAAACUUCAAGGUUCUCUCUCACAACCUCCUUGUGGUCCUGUCCACCACAUUCCCCAACGACUUCACCCCCGAGGUCCACGUGGCUAUUGACAAGUUCCUGACUGCGGUGGCGCUUGCCCUGUCUGAAAAGUACCGAUAAAUUGCACUCUGACGGUCAACAACAUGGGCUUGGAUACUCCCAAACUGAUUUUUAAUGUAAAAACAAAUAAAUAAAUCUAAUACAGUA